Molecule: messenger RNA, 1616 nt
Organism: Emericellopsis atlantica
Lineage: Eukaryota; Fungi; Ascomycota; Sordariomycetes; Hypocreales; Bionectriaceae
Exons: 3
Coding region: 228-1499 (423 amino acids)
Biological process (GO): polyketide metabolic process
Source: RefSeq, a predicted model, not a curated record
AAGAAGAGACAAAGGGGAGGGUGCAGUGAGGCUGAGUGAGCUAGGAGAACAAGACUCCUGUGGAGAAACAGGGUGGACCAAGACGGUGGACCUGCAUGUGCCAGAAACUUGGCAAUGUCACAUCGUGUGAUGACGUCUGAGCCAUCUCACCAUCAUCUUCGCGAUGCGGCUCGUGAGCAUGUAAACAACUAAGAAACACUGAUUGCCUGCCUGCAUCACCCAGCAAGAUGAACAUCGACGUCAGCAACUUGAUCAAAAAAGCUGUCCCCGAGUCCGAGGGCCGCAAUGUCAGAGUCCUCUCAGAAAACUCCAAGUCGGCCGAUUUCCGCGACGGCAACUUUCUGUCGCGCGACUUUCCCCGCUCCGCGCCCAAGCUGUACAUCACGGGCGAGGACGAUGACUUUGACGAGUUGACCAUCAAGGAGUGGCAGGACGAAGGAUUCGACGUCGAGUACUUCUCCGUCCAAAGUUGUGGCGCCGACGGGUACAUUGAGAAGCUCAGGGACCUGAGCAGGGAGAAGAUGGAGCCUUGUGCCAAGUUUGGCAUCGUGGCAUAUGACAGCGCCGCGACAAUGUGUCUGGCACACUACCAUUUCAUGGACAAUAAUCCCGAAUUCAAGCUCGGCCUGCUCAUCGCCUACUACCCGACCGCGAUCCCCGACCCCGAGGGCAAGUUCCCCAACGCCAUCAGCACGCUCGUCCAUCUCACCGCGGGCGCUGAGAUCGGCAUCACCAAGCAGUCGCAGAUGGUCGGGAUACAGGGCAAGCGUCGCACCAAGAAGAAGAGGGUUGAUCCAGGGGCCGGCACGGGGGGCAAGCUGCAACUCGCGUACCCGAGCUACACGUACAACGCCGAGCCAGGCUUCGCAGAGCACGACGUGGAGGAAUUCGACGGCAUCUGCGCCGAGAUCGCCUGGAGCCGCAGUCUGUCGGCGGCGCGCAAGGUGUUUGGCAUCGACCCGGAUCUCGAGGUCGUCUUGGAGAGCAAUCUGCAGAGCAAGUUCUUCACAAACGACAUUGACAAGGCCGUCGAGGCAUACACGACACACAAGACGCCGCAUGUCACAAACAUCCCCAGCCUGACGGGCGGCAUCGGCGUCGAGGACCUCAGGGCAUACUACGCCACGGCGUUCACCAACCCGCCCAGCACAAAGGUGACACUCUUGUCUCGCACGAUUGGGGUGGAUCGCGUGGUCGACGAGAUGCACAUUCGCUUCAAGCAUACGCAGGAAGUGCCCUGGAUGCUGCCCGAUGUGCCGGCGACCAACAAGAAGGUGGAGAUCCUCGUGGUAAGUAUCGUCGCGCUCAAGGGCGGCAAGCUAUACCAGGAGCAUGUAUACUGGGACCAGGCCAGCGUCCUGAUGCAGAUCGGUCUGCUGGACCCAAAGCUUCUGCCCCAGACUGCAAAGGAUCUUGGGGUGGACAGGCUGCCGGUUGUCGGUCGCAAGGCGGCGCGCAGGAUCCUGAGCGAGUUUGAUAGCGAGGAGGAGAAUGAGUAACAGAUAGUUUUGGGACGUGUCUCGACGUCUUUGUAUGUGUAUUGGGAGAAAUACUUGAGCGUCUGUGAGGGCUUGUUCGCUGCCGUCGAAAGAAGCUGGGUCAGUGUAGCCGCCAUG